GCAGCGAUUGGCGGAGGGGUUCAGGGGCGGGGCGCGAGGCCCUGAGAGGUUCCGUGCCCCUUGUCGGGCCGCUUGUUUGGCUGCUGCCGUCACCUCAUGGCGACGCGGGUAGAGGAGGUUGCGCGGGGAAGAGGCGGCGGCGCCGAGGAGGCAGUUGAGGCCGGACGGGGCGGACGGCGACGCAGCCCGCGGCAGAAGUUUGUGAUUGGCACAAUGGAAGAAGCUGGAAUGUGCGGGCUCGGAGUGAAAGCGGAUAUGUUGCAUAACUCUCAGUCCAAUGAUAUUCUUCAACAUCAAGACUCACACUGUGGUGGUACAAGUAACAAGCAUUCCUUGGAAGAGGAUGCACGCAGUGACUUUAUAACAAAGGGCAGGAGUUUGGUGAGCCCGACGUACUGCACACGAGAGUCACGGGAGGAAAUUCCUGGGCGAGAGGCUCGAACAGAUCCCCCUGAUGGCCAGCAGGAUUCAGAACGCAGCAGGAACAAAGACAAAACCUUAGGAAAAGAAGUCUUAUUAUUGAUGCAAGCCCUAAACACUCUUUCAACUCCAGAAGAGAAGCUGGCAGCUCUCUGUAAGAAAUAUGCCGAUCUUCUGGAGGAGAGCAGGAACGUUCAGAAGCAAAUGAAGAUUCUGCAGAAGAAGCAAGCCCAGAUCGUGAAAGAGAAAGUUCAUUUGCAGAGUGAACACAGCAAGGCUAUCUUGGCAAGAAGCAAGCUUGAGUCUCUUUGCAGGGAACUUCAGCGUCACAAUAAGACGUUAAAGGAAGAAAAUAUGCAGCAGGCCAGAGAGGAGGAAGAAAGACGGAAAGAAGCCACUGCACACUUCCAAAUCACUUUGAAUGAAAUCCAGGCACAGCUGGAGCAACAUGACAUGCACAAUGCCAAGCUCCGCCAGGAGAACAUCGAGCUGGGCGAGAAGCUGAAGAAGCUCAUUGAGCAGUACGCGCUGCGGGAGGAGCACAUUGAUAAAGUAUUCAAACACAAGGAACUGCAGCAACAACUUGUGGACGCCAAACUGCAGCAGACGACACAGCUGAUAAAAGAAGCUGAUGAGAAACAUCAGAGAGAGAGAGAGUUUUUAUUAAAAGAAGCAACGGAAUCAAGACACAAAUAUGAACAAAUGAAACAACAAGAAAUACAACUAAAACAGCAG
Capra hircus (goat) is the source of this 1155-nucleotide messenger RNA. RefSeq names its product taxilin gamma (gene TXLNG). Gene Ontology annotation, biological process: regulation of cell cycle. NCBI's taxonomy places the organism in Eukaryota, Metazoa, Chordata, Mammalia, Artiodactyla, Bovidae. Gene Ontology annotation, molecular function: syntaxin binding. The record is from RefSeq and is a predicted model, not a curated record.